This is a messenger RNA of Trematomus bernacchii (emerald rockcod), 3331 nucleotides long. RefSeq names its product activin receptor type-1-like. Lineage: Eukaryota; Metazoa; Chordata; Actinopteri; Perciformes; Nototheniidae. The record is from RefSeq and is a predicted model, not a curated record. Bases 329 to 2374 code for a protein of 681 amino acids. The transcript has 12 exons. Gene Ontology annotation, biological process: BMP signaling pathway; heart development; transforming growth factor beta receptor signaling pathway. Gene Ontology annotation, cellular component: plasma membrane; BMP receptor complex. Gene Ontology annotation, molecular function: SMAD binding; ATP binding; transforming growth factor beta receptor activity, type I.
CUCCACUCCUGGCUUUUUGCCUUCGUGGAUCGGAGUGCGAGUUGUGUGAAGCCGCAGAGAGACAGUGCUUAUGUGUGUAGAGAAACAACGUUACAAAAUGUAUCUCAAUGGUUUCUCUCUCCUAAAUAUCGCGUGAAUAUUCCACUUGUUUUCACCGCCGGGCAAACGACGGACGAUAAUGUUGGCGUCAUGUAGGCUGUGCUUUUCAGACUUUGGAAAACAAAUCCGGUAUUGUCGGUGAAUUCUCGGGAGAUGGCAGAGUAGUUCGACCUGCGCCAGUUUCACAGCCCUCAUACAGCACUUUGAAAAACAACCUGCAAGGUCUAGAAUGAUGGUUGGGGACAUGUUUCUCCUGGUGUUGAUCGCCCUGGUGCUUCCCUGUUCUAGCUUGGAAGAUGUCCCUGUGAGGAACUGUGUGUGUGACGGAGCGCCCUGCAGCAGCGGGGACCGGUGUUUUGGGCAGCAGUGCUUCACCUCUCUUUCCAUACUGAACGGGACAGCCACCUUCCAGAAGGGCUGCAUUGUGGGUAAUGAGGAAGGGUCCUCGAGAUGCGGAAACCCACCAACUCCUGAGCUGGUGGUAGAGUGCUGCAAUGUGGAUUUGUGUAACAUGAACGUCUCCUUGCAGUCACCAGUAAAAGAUAUAGAGCUGUCUGCUGGCAGACCAGUCCUCAGAGACCAGGAGUGUGUGUGCGAGGGCGGUGUGUGUGAGCUUGACCGCCGCUGUGCAGGCCAGCACUGUUUCUCCUCUCUGCAGAUGACUGAUGGGGUGGCCGUCCAACAGAAGGGCUGCCUGAGGGACGACGAGGAGGGCAGAGCCACCUGCGCCAUGCCGCCCUCACCCGGACAUGUUGUCAAGUGCUGCCAGGGCCAUCUGUGUAACAUGAACGUCAGUGUGCAAGCUCCGGGGAAAGAGGAGGAGGUGAAGCGUCUGACCAAAGAAGAGCAUGAGUGCGUGUGUGAGGGCAGCACUUGUGCCACAGGGAACCGCUGCCUGGGCCAGCAGUGCUUCUCCUCUCUGACCGCCAGCGCCGGAUCCCUCAUGUACCAGAAGGGCUGCUUCACCAAAUAUGAGCAGGGCACCAUGACCUGCAAGACCCCCCCUUCCAGAGACCAGAUUGUGGAGUGUUGCUACGGGCACCUGUGUAACAUGAACAGCACUGUGGAGCUGCCUGUAAAAGCAGAUGAGGUUCCCAGCUACAGCGUGACGACUCUCACUAUCGUCAUCGUUGCCCCCAUCAUCGUCCUCAUUGUCCUCUCUGCUAUCGCUAUCCUGGUGUUCAGACGCAUCCACAACAACCAAAUGGAGAGGCUAACAUCACGAGACGCGGAAUACGGAACUAUCGACGGUCUCAUAGCCUCCAACGUGGGGGAGAGCACUCUGGCGGAUCUUCUGGAUCAUUCCUGCACUUCAGGAAGUGGCUCAGGACUCCCUUUCCUGGUUCAGAGAACUGUCGCACGUCAAAUCACGCUCAAUGAGUGUGUGGGUAAGGGGCGUUACGGUGAAGUGUGGAGGGGCCAGUGGCAGGGGGAGAGUGUGGCCGUCAAAAUCUUCUCCUCCAGAGACGAGAAGUCCUGGUUCAGAGAGACUGAGAUCUACAACACGGUGCUGCUGAGACAUGAGAACAUCCUGGGCUUCAUAGCUUCAGACAUGACCUCGAGGAACUCCAGCACUCAGCUGUGGCUGAUCACUCACUUCCAUGAGAUGGGCUCCCUGUACGACUACCUCCAGCUCAGCACCCUGGACGCCUCCAGCUGCCUGCGCAUGGCGCUCUCCAUCGCCAGCGGCCUGGCACACCUGCACGUGGAGAUCUUUGGCACCCAAGGGAAACCUGCCAUCUCACACCGAGACUUAAAGAGCAAAAAUAUAUUGGUGCAAAAGAACGGACAGUGCUGCAUUGCUGACCUUGGUCUGGCUGUCAUGCAUUUUCAAGACACCAACGAGUUAGACGUGGGAAACAACCCUAAAGUGGGCACAAAGCGCUACAUGGCCCCUGAAGUGCUCGAUGACUCCAUCCAGAUGGACUGUUUUGAGUCCUUCAAGAGAGUGGACAUCUGGGCUCUGGGACUCGUGCUGUGGGAGCUCGCCCGGAGGACAGUCAGCAACGGCAUUGUAGAAGAAUACAAGCCUCCCUUUCACGACGCCGUCCCAAGUGAUCCCAGUUUCGAGGACAUGAAGAAGGUUGUGUGUGUUGAUCAGCAGAGGCCCAACAUCCCUAACAGAUGGUUUUCAGACCCCACUUUACUGUCCAUGGCUAAACUAAUGAAGGAGUGCUGGUACCAGAAUCCUUCCGCCAGAUUAACGGCGUUACGCAUCAAAAAGACUCUCACAAAGAUCGACAACUCUCUGGACAAAAUCAAAACAGACAUUUAAGCCUGCCUUGAGAAGAAGAGGUAGACAUACUGAAGACAACCAGAGGGUGGACCACCCUGGAGACAUCUCACAAGACAAGAGACUUGAUGGGUUCAGUGCCCUUAUAGUGGCACACAAACCUAUAUUUAUUUAAAAAACACUUGACGGGACAGAUUUUGGCAUCCAAAGAUGGCUUACCGGGCAUUUCUGAGACUGCCAAAGGUCUUGGAGAUAGGAAAAUAUAUCUAUUCAACUUGUGACAUAGGAGCUGGACUGUUAGCAAUGUUCUCCGAGGAAGAAACUGUUACCUAGGCAUUUGAGUAGGCUCGCUUUUGUUAGAACUGCAGAUUUUGACACAUUUUUUUGUUUAAAAAAACGUCUGAACAUAUUAGCAUUUUCACUUUCUCUUUUAAAUUGUACUUUAUUCACCAUUUGCAUAACGGUGGAUUCCUUUGCAAAAGAACAUGCCAACUUUAUUUGCCAAUUAAAUCUGCAUACUUUCUUAAAAGGAGACCACAGCGAGCAGUGUGAUGUUUUACUUUGUGUCAUGCACCUGUUUACAAUGCUGUCUGAACAGGAUUCCUGGGAUCUCACUAAUCCCUUAACGUUUAGUGUACAGCUGCAUCGAUGGCACUGUUGUUUUCCUGAGAUAUCGUCCAACUAAAGGUACCUUGUUGCAAACCUUUUGUAUAUCACCAUUCAUUUUACAUUGAAUUACCUGUACCUGUUCUAUGUUUUGUUUCUUCAGCUUUACAGAGACAAAUGCUAAAAGAACAAAUCAAAUAUCUGCUAGAUACUGAACUCUAUUCCUCCAGAGGCUGUAAGUAAGCCUGUAAAGCCUGUAUACUGUCUUAACGCGUGCAUUGUUGUCUUAAUGCGUGCAUUGUCAAGUAAAUGAAGUCAAACUUCAGCCUUUUUUAUUUCUUUAACAUUUUAUAUCAAUUAGUGAUUUAUUAUAAUUAAAUAGAAAAAAAUGUG